UGUUAAAUUGUGAAUCAUGUUACCAAAGUUAUUUUAUUCUAUUUGUUAUACUUUGUGGAUUUUAACUAAAACAUGUUUUAUAGAUUGUAAAAUAAGGCCAAAAACAUAUGAGAAAUAUUUGUCAGGAGUAAUGAAUCAUAUAAGUGAACAAGUUGGAUGGGAUUCUAUGCAGCAUUUGGAAAUUAAAUACGACAUUUCUACAGAGAUAAGUACUAAUAUUAAAGACGUAAUUUGCAAAGGGAGUCGUAUAGUACUACCAAAAAAGUUCGAUGCUAUAAUUCAUAUAUUAAAUUACAUGUAUGCAGAAGUCAUAAAAACAUUUAUUGAUCAUAUUAGAGCUAUAGCUAACCAAUGUCAAGAAUAUUACGACAUAAACCAGGGAGAUAAUUUUUUAAGUUGUACAGUUCUAAUUCAAAGUGUUGUGGAAAAUUCGAAAACCAUGUUUGAGCAGUUAUACAAUGUAAUGAACUAUCUUAGCAACAUCGAUUUUAAACUAUUAGUGAGUGGAAAACAAACUUUCUCAAUACCUAUUGUAGAUGAAAUUUAUACAUUUGUAGAAUUUGCAACACUAAAAAUUCAACAAAAUACUCAGAUUUUUAUCGACCUAAACGAUCCCAAGACAAAAGAAGAUGCUUAUAAGGUUAUUUUAGAUGUGAACAGUUUUAUCGAAGGAAUGGGUAACGAAAGCUAUCAGACAAUUAAAGAGAAAAAUAGUUUCAUUGUUUACAAUCGUAAAUCAAAGUGCUUACUUGAAGAGAAUCUAAAAGACUAUAAUGAACGACAAAAUAAAAACAUUGAGUUGAGCUAUUAUUUAAGUGAAUGGCUUAACGUGUAUUACGUUGAAAUUUCUAAAAAUUUCUACAAAAAUCUUGGCUUUGAACAAGUUUUAGAUUUAAAUGAGAAAAGUAGUAUCAAACAUCCAGUUCAUAAAUAUAAUAACAUUAGACAAAAGGAUAAAAUCGAACAAUUAAAUGCAAUUACUAAUGAAAGUGGAUGGAAAUCAUUGAAACAUAUUAAUAUUGUAUUUAAUGACCAAGUUAUAAGCGUAGACCGUAUUCUUAGACACCCAGCAGACAAACUAAAUUUUCAUUGCAAAAAACAACAUUUAUUAAGAUUGAUCAAGUGCAUUUAUACAGAAAUAAUGAUUAAGUAUUAUGAAUAUGUAAAUUUUAUAUUAAAUUUUUGUGAAUCCGAAAAUGUAAAAACUAAUGAUUUAAUAUAUAUAAAUUUUGUGCGACAAAUUUUUGAUGCAGUUCAUAAGUCAAUUAAAAUGUUUGAAGUAAUGUAUAAAACAUUGGUUACUUUAAAUAAACUAAUAGGAGAAUAUUUGCAUGACAACUACAAUUCGAAUUUAAAAUGUUUGUGCACUUCAAUAAGCAAAUUACUUGGGGAAAUAAAGUCAGAAAAAUAUAUCCUGGAUGUUUUGGAUAGCAAAAGUGAUAACAGUAAACAGGAAUUAACCCUAAUUAAUGCAAGAAACUACUCACAUACUUUCUCAAAAUUUCUAAAAUUUAACAAAUCGAAAAGUCAUCCAUUAAAUAGAAUGCACGAAAAACAAUGUCCAUUACGAAAUUUAUUGUUAAACAUUGACAUACCUUUAUCAAUAAAUACCGACAAUUUUUCAUAUGCUUGUAACGAACUAAUUGUAUUUUCUAAAAAUGUUAUAAAAGUUUACUAUGAAGAAUUAGGUUUAAAUAAAUUUAUUCAUUGAUGUUUUUUAGCUUCGAUAUCCAUAUGGGUCUUAUAAAUUUUUUAUAUUACUAUUUAAUAUUUCAUAAUAUUUUAGC
Molecule: messenger RNA, 1787 nt
Organism: Daktulosphaira vitifoliae (grape phylloxera)
Lineage: Eukaryota; Metazoa; Arthropoda; Insecta; Hemiptera; Phylloxeridae
Exons: 2
Coding region: 17-1711 (564 amino acids)
Source: RefSeq, a predicted model, not a curated record